Pristis pectinata (smalltooth sawfish) is the source of this 1830-nucleotide messenger RNA. RefSeq names its product lipase, hepatic a (gene lipca). Gene Ontology annotation, molecular function: triacylglycerol lipase activity; apolipoprotein binding. The coding region runs from base 185 to 1672 and encodes 495 amino acids. Gene Ontology annotation, biological process: lipid metabolic process. The record is from RefSeq and is a predicted model, not a curated record. Lineage: Eukaryota; Metazoa; Chordata; Chondrichthyes; Rhinopristiformes; Pristidae. The transcript is spliced from 9 exons.
UGGCACCUUUUAAGCCUAGGGACACAGACUAAUGCAAAAUACUAGUCCAAAGUUUUAACAUAAAAGCCCCUUCAAUGCAGUGGUCUUUAGUAAUUAAUCAGUAAAUGAAAGGAGUUUAGUCUGUGUUUGUUUUGUCUUGCAGCCAAUGAAGGAGUGAAAGUCUGUAAAAGAGAAAGGACUGAAAAUGAACAACUUGGCAAAAGUCUCUCUCCUUCUCUUGAUAUGUGCGACCAUUAAUGUCCAGGAGGCCAGGAUCCAGAGAAAAGCAGAAGAAACCCCUGUUUAUAGAAGAACAACAGACAUGCCAGCCACCAAAUUUUGCCUUUUCAAGGGGCAGAUAUCGAACUCAAAGGCCUGCUGCAUCACCCCUCACCAGCCAGAGACACUGGACACCUGCAGCUUCAACGCCUCACAUCCUUUGGUGAUGAUCAUCCACGGAUGGACGGUCGAUGGAGUCCACGAAAACUGGAUCUGGAAAAUGUCAACUGCACUAAAAGUAAAACUGAAGGACGUCAAUGUGAUUAUAGUUGAUUGGCUGACUCUGGCACAUCAGCAUUAUCCAAUCGCAGUGAAGAAUACACGGAUAGUGGGCCAGGAGAUUGCAGACUUGUUAGACUGGCUGGAGGAAUUCUUUAAGGUUUCAAAAAGAAAGGUUCAUCUGAUUGGAUACAGUCUUGGUGCUCACGUGUCAGGAUUUGCUGGAAGUUAUAUCACCGGGCCAACCAAAAUUGGGAGGAUAACAGGCCUUGAUCCUGCUGGACCCCUGUUUGAAGGCAUGUCAUCAACGGAACGUCUAUCUCCCGACGAUGCAAGCUUUGUUGAUGCACUUCACACCUUCACACAAGAGCACAUGGGCCUGAGUGUUGGAAUCAAUCAACCCGUAGCCCAUUACGAUUUCUAUCCGAACGGUGGCACCUUCCAACCAGGCUGCCACCUCAAACACAUGUACAAUCACAUCGCCCAGUAUGGAAUUCUAGGUAUUACCGAAACUGUGAAGUGUGCACACGAGAGAUCGGUACACUUGUUCAUUGAUUCUUUGCUGAAUGAAGACAAGCAAAGUAUUGCAUAUUGGUGCAAUGACCUGAGCACAUUUAACAAAGGAGUCUGUCUAAGCUGCAGGAAGAAUCGAUGCAAUACACUGGGCUACAAUAUUAAAAAGGUCCGGACACAAAGGAGCAAAAAAAUGUUUCUGAAAACCCGUGCAAACAUGCCAUAUAAAGUCUAUCAUUACCAAUUCAAGAUUCGCUUCAUCAACCAGACAGAGCACUGUAAAUUGGAACCAUCUCUCAAGGUUUCUUUAUUUGGAACAGAAGGUGAUGCUGAAAAUUUACCAAUCAAAUUAGUUGAAAGCAUCACCACCAACAAAACCUACUCUUUUCUGAUUCAUACUGACGUUAACAUUGGUGAUUUAAUGAUGCUGAAGUUCAAAUGGGAAAGCUCUGUUGCCUGGGCAAACCUUUGGAGGACUGUUCAAACAUAUUUUCCAUGGAGACAGAAUAGUAUCAACCCAGAGCUUAUUGUCAGAAAAAUAAGAGUAAAAGCUGGAGAAACACAACAUAAAGUAACCUUCUGUUCCCUAAACACCGUCAACAUGUAUCUUCAACCAGCCCAAGAGAAAACGUUUGUUAGAUGUAUAGGUAACACAAGACGGCGCCACAGAAGACUGAAGUAAACACAGACCAACUAAGGCAGACUGAAACCAAGAUUAACAGUGCACAGAAUUCAUUCAAAAUUCAGAAACAUACUCUGGCUGAUGACUCAUACACUUUAUCAUCAAAAGAAAGUGUAAAUAUAUUAACCACAACUACAAUAAAGGAAUUUAAUUCGAUA